Molecule: messenger RNA, 1215 nt
Organism: Lethenteron reissneri (Far Eastern brook lamprey)
Lineage: Eukaryota; Metazoa; Chordata; Hyperoartia; Petromyzontiformes; Petromyzontidae
Product: troponin C, slow skeletal and cardiac muscles-like
Cellular component (GO): myosin II complex
Molecular function (GO): calcium ion binding
Source: RefSeq, a predicted model, not a curated record
CAAACUAUGCGCGUGGCGCUCGCUCCAGCGGGCCGCGAGGGCCCCCUCUUAUAAGCGGCGCCGAGCCGCGUAUCUCCACUGCUGCCCUGGUCGCCCGCAGGCAUGGAGUUGCAGGAGGAACAGCUGACCGAGGAGCAGCGCAACGAGUUCAAGGCCGCCUUCGAGAUGGUGGUGCAGGAGAGCGAGGACGGCCGCCUGAGCUGCCGCGAGCUCGAGAGCGUGAUGCGCAUGCUGGGACAGAGCCCCUCGCCAGAAGAGCUCGCCGCCAUGAUCGACGAGUUCGACGAAAACGGCACGGGCACCAUCGGCUUUGAGGAGUUCCUGGAGAUGAUGGUGAGGUGCAUGAAGGAGGAGGGGAAGGGCAAGUCCGAGGAAGAGCUCAGCGACCUCUUCCGCAUGUUCGACAGGAACUCAGAUGGGUACAUCGACCUGGAGGAGCUCAAGGGGAUGCUGGAGCAGACGGGGGAGAAGGUGGGCGAGGAUGAUGUGCAGGCGCUCAUGAACGAUGGAGACAAAAACAAGGACGGGCGAAUCGACUAUGACGAGUUCAUCGAGUUCAUGAAGGAGGUGGAGUGAUCGCCGCGGAGGCGCCAUGGCGAGCCUGGGGACCUCGCGCUCUGCCGCGUCUCCACGACCCCCGCGACGACCCCCGCGCUGCCCUGCGGCCCUCCGCAAGCAGCAGGAGGGGCAGCCACGGCACGCUAGAGCCACCACCACCACCACCCCACCCGCCCAGAGAGCUGGGCAGCUGACCCAGUCCCUCCCUGUCUUUCUUUGCUCACCUGGUGCAGUCAGGUGCCGUGUCGCUACUCUCAGAACAAACUACCAUCAACCCCGCGUGCGAUCCCCCAACCCCCUCGCCCCCCCACCCCGACUUGCGCGAGGUCCCCGUGAGAAAUCUGCGGUCUCGUAGCCAAGAGCGCAAUCAGCAAACGCGCUGCCGCGGUCGCUGCCCUGUUUCAAUGGCUUCACGAGGCCACGCGGUUGAGAGUUGAAAUCGAUCGUGGGGAUCCCUGCCGCGCUGAACCCUUCGACGCGAGUCGGGGGCCUCUCGGGUCGACCAGGCGGUGGGGCGCCUCGUUAAGCUUCGCUCGCUCCGCGUGUUUGGAGCUGCUGUGCGUGACGACGUUUAAAUGUAAAUGUGCCCUUUGUCUACUACGCAGAGGAAUAAAUGUUCAUGUUGUUUCAUAAAACAUGGGGUUGGUUUUUUGUUGA